AUGACCCGUGUAUGGCGUACUUGUCUUCGACGUAAUACAAUGUAUGGAUCCUUGGACAGCUUCACAGCAACGUGCGCGGCGGUGAUGCUCUUCAAUCUGGUUGUCGGCGGGAUAGGAACAACUCGAAAUACUCGACCGACACGACAAACCAGAAUUGAACUAUUUGAUCGAACUGUACACCCUCACUCGAACGGCGGGGAUACGGUUCCAGUCGACUGGCGGUGGACUACGGGUAACGUCGUCUCACGGCACGAGAUAGUAGAUGAUACGCGGCAGCACGGCUCGGACGGCGGCGGCUCGACGUAA
Macrosiphum euphorbiae (potato aphid) is the source of this 306-nucleotide messenger RNA. The record is from the annotation of a GenBank genome assembly. NCBI's taxonomy places the organism in Eukaryota, Metazoa, Arthropoda, Insecta, Hemiptera, Aphididae.